Molecule: messenger RNA, 411 nt
Organism: Microthlaspi erraticum
Lineage: Eukaryota; Viridiplantae; Streptophyta; Magnoliopsida; Brassicales; Brassicaceae
Source: the annotation of a GenBank genome assembly
AUGGACAUGAAGAAAACCAAAGCUGCUUCCUCGUCUUCGUCGUCAUCUUCAUUUGAUCAUCUGUUUGGUCCGAAAGGAUCAGCCUCUGCUUCUUCUGCUUCCUCUUGUUCAACUAUACUUGACUCCAUUUUCCCUCCUCCGGUAUCAAGGAAGAAGGGGAAUCAAACUGCUCCUGAAGUUCAAAGCAGCAUCUCUCAGACCACUGAUGAUAGAAGGAGCCACGAAAGGAGAGAAGCUUCCUAUUACAGCUCAUCCAUUUACUACGGAGGCCAGCAACACUAUUCACCUCCACGAACCGAUGGCUCCUUGGCUCCUCCAUCUCAUCAGCCCAAAGAGACAGAUGAUCGCACUGACACGACCUCAUCCUCUACUUCCAGAGGAAAUUGGUGGAAAGGUUCUUUGUAUUACUAA